AUGGACCAAACCCGGCCCUCGCGGCGCAAGGAGGGCUCCAGCCACUCUCACAAGAACCAAAGCCGGCGUUGGGAAGAUGAGAGCAUACCGGAAGGCGUAGCUAUCAAUCUGCCCCCGAAUGGCUCUGCUGUCUCGCCGCCUUCGUCUCCGCGAGCAGACCACGCUCAGCGCAGCAGCGCUAGUCCGAGAAGCAAUCCAAGGAUGUAUUUGGCAAGAGCUGGGUCGACGGACGCGGGGGAUUACGCAUUGCGGAGUCAGUGGGAUGUGCACUCGUCGAGACCGCGGACAAGGACAUUGGAAGAGCGGAGCUUGCGAGACAGGUCGCCGAGCACGUUGGCUAUGAAGAACAGGCAUCGAAUCGGCUCCGUCCACUCCGCCUCAUCGUCUGCGUACCCAGGGCUAGAAGAAUCAGUCACGAGUAUAGGACAUCCGUACACGAUUCCGUCCCCCACCGAACCUACACCGCGCCCUCCUAGAUCCCAGCGCGAUCGGCUGGCUAUGCAACCGCCGAGACAGGCAUCGCCCCUACAAUACACUGCUGCGGAGCCUGACUCCUUCAUCUCACCAGUGGCGUCCGAUGCGCGGAAAAUUCUGCAGCUGAUGCGCUCCACUUGCGGGAAGAUGCAAGGUGUGCUCUGCUUUCGGCGCGGUGAAAGCCAUCUAUGGGUUGUCUCGAGGUGUUAUAUCAACGCAGACUUUGGAAGCCUCGUGUACGAACCACGAAGUGACACAUCAUACCGUCGGACCCUGAUCCCCGACCUGAGGGGCUGCCGUGUGAAGACCGGAUACGAUUCGGAAUCGGGCACGGCGUAUAUACAUGUCUCACUGCAGAGCUCGAGUCUAGAAGUGCAUCUUCGGCCACCCACUCAGGAUCAGUUCGACUCGUGGUUCGCGGCGCUGCUCUGCUGGCAACCAAUCCGCCCCAAGGGCAUACACAACAAGAUGGCGAAGCCACAGGCGCCGCUCGCGACGACAGGUAGAAGGCCGACAGAUUUCCGACGGCACUCAGAGGUCGCCUUACUGAAAGAGGCGCCAAUCAUUAAAGUCGGCAGAAUGAUAUUUUGGGAUACCCACGUCGUAUACGGUAGCGUUGCAGAAGCCAAGUCGCCAGACGGAAGGCCGGCAAUACCUAAAACGCAGAACUUUGGAUCAAGGAGGUGGAGAGGUGUGUCCUGCACGCUUCGUGAGAACGGCGAGUUAAAACUGUAUGCGGGUAACGAGGUGACUGUGGUCUCUGUAGUCCAGCUUUCGCAGCUGUCUCGGUGCGCCAUCCAGCGUCUCGAUGCAUCUGUACUCGACAACGACUUCUGCAUCGCCAUAUACCCACAGUAUGCCUCGAAUCCCACGUCUUUAUCUUUGCUACGGCCUAUCUUCCUCUCACUCGAGUCUCGCGUCCUGUACGAAGUCUGGAUCGUACUUCUACGCGCCUUUACCAUACCUCAGCUCUACGGUCCGAAAGUAAAGUACCGCCCGGAGCUCUCCUCGUCCGAGUCCGCUGUAACCGCUACGCAUGAUAUGUUCCGCAUGGAGCGCUCCUUAGCUGUGCGCGUCACUGAAGCGCGGCUUGCUCCGCCGCCCCCUUCGCCCAGAUCUGCCGAGCACGGGAGCAAUCUUCCCCAUCGACCCGUCUCUAGCCACAUGAGCCAGAGUCUGGCUGGCUACUAUGUCGAGGUUCUUCUAGACGGGGAAAUUCGCGCCAGAACAAUGUUGAAAACCGACCUUACAAAUCCCUUCUGGCGCGAAGAAUUUGAGUUUCCGGACCUACCCUGCAUGCUGUCAAACGCUACGUUUCUACUCAAGAAGCGGCCGCCUGCCCAGCUGCGGGCCAACCAAGGCCACCAAGCACAGGCAAACCGGGAGAUAGAGACCAGAAACUCGACUGAUGUCUUCUCUUCUUCCGAGCCUGUCGGCGGCUACACAGGCAUCAAUCUCGACCAGUCCUGCGGAAAGGUCGACAUAUACUUUGAAGAUUUGGAUGCAGAUAAGGCGGUGGAGCAGUGGUGGCAAUUCUCCUCUUCCUCUGAUCAACCCGUAGGCGAGCUGUUUGUGCAUCUGCAGCUGUCCGAGAAUGUUAUCCUCAUGGCGAGGGACUAUCAGCCGCUGUCGGAGCUGCUGCAUAAAUUCUCCAGCGGACUUACUACUCAAAUUGCCGCUGUAGUUCCGGGCGAGCUGAAGAGGUUGAGCGAAUGUCUUCUAGAUAUCUUUCAGGUAUCAGGCCAGGCGGGCGAGUGGAUCUCAGCACUUGUCGAAGAAGAGAUUGAUGGGACGCUGAAGGACUCUCACAUCUCUCAUCGCAUCCGGUUCAGCCAGCGUCUUGGAUCGAAUGAUUCGAGCGAGAGCUUUGGCGGGAAUAUGUCUGCUGGGGAGCGAGAGCUAUUCGUUCGUGACCUGAACAACAACGCGAAGCUGGAAGCCAAUCUGCUAUUCAGAGGCAACACACUGCUGACGAAGGCGUUAGACUUGCACAUGAAGCGCCUCGGCAAGGAGUACCUUGAGCUGACGCUGGCGGGGAAGCUCAAGGAGAUUGCCGAUAGAGACGCUGACUGCGAAGUCGAUCCCAAUCGGCAGCCAAACCAACAUGAGCUUGACCGCAACUGGCGGAGACUUAUCGGUUUUACAGAGGAGCUUUGGAAAGGGAUAUGUACGACCGCUUCGAACUGUCCGGCUGAGUUGAGGGUCAUCUUCAAGCACAUCAGAUCAUGUGCGGAGGAUAGGUACGGCGACUUCUUACGAAGCGUUAGGUAUAGCAGUGUCAGCGGAUUCUUGUUUCUUAGGUUCUUUUGCCCAGCGAUACUAAAUCCGAAGCUCUUCGGCCUGCUGAAAGACCAUCCUGCCCCUCGCGCUCGUCGUACAUUCACUCUGAUUGCCAAGUCUCUCCAGGGUCUGGCCAACAUGAUGACCUUUGGCGCUAAGGAGCAUUGGAUGGAACCGAUGAAUACCUUCCUCUCCUCACACCGGCAAGAGUUCAAGGAUUUCAUCGACAAGAUCUGCGACAUCACUCCCACAGGCGCCUCCGCCCUAUCGCCCAUUCCACCCUCCUACAGCACGCCUCUCGCCAUACUCCAGCGCUUGCCUCCCACAUCGAGAGAAGGCUUUCCAAGUCUGCCUUAUCUCAUUGACCACGCUCGGUCUUUUGCUGAGCUUGUCCGAAUCUGGCUUGAGAACGUCGACGCCGGCAACCCCGUCAUCCCCUCCUCAGACGGCGAUAUCUCGAAAUUCCACAACAUCUGCGUCAGCCUUCAGCAACGCACCCACGACUGCCUCAACCGCGCCGAGCGGGCGGAGAGGCCGGACAGCACGCUGAGCAUGAAGUGGGAAGAACUAGUCGACAAAAUGUCCGCAGAGGCCUCCGCCGACAUGGCCGCUGCGCGCGGCUCCAAGCUCUCCACAUCCCUCACCCGCACAAGCUCGACCUCGACCUCGCCGUCCCCAACCUCAGACCCGCAGCCUGCACGACCAAGCGCAAGCCGCGCCCGCUCCGAAACCAACGUGACCAAGUCCAGCAGGACGGAGACCCGUGACUGGGACGUCACAUCCGAGGACCGCCACAGCGGAGGCAUGACGCCCCCACGGCUCUCCUCGCCCAUCUACACCUCCGCGCCAACCGCAGCAGACAAAGCGACACCACGCACCCGCCCAACAACAGCUUCAUCGGGCAAAGACCCCCUCUCCCCCGCCUCCGCCACCACAACCACCUCCUCCACUCCCGCGCCCUCGCGCCCAAAAUCCAGACCUUCUGCAUCAGCAUCAGCAUCAGCAUCCGCAACCCCCUCCUCCUCUUCCCUCCGCAACUACGCACCCGCCGCCGACUCUUCCUCCGAGGUCAAAGAAGACACGAAAUCCGAGACCGCAGCCCGCUUCCAGGACAGCCUGUCCCAAGCCCUCUCGCACGCCACCAGCUCAGCCUCCCGCCGCGAGCGCGACCGAGAACGCCAGCGCGAGCGCGAGCGAAGGCUGUUAAGGCGCGAAGCAGCGGUAAGCGGAAGCUGGGGCGGGAGCGGAAUCAGGCGCGUCGACGCCUCCGUCUCCACCACCGGCGCCGCGAGCGCAGAGACGACGGCCACGUCCACGGAGGCCGAGACGGAGACGUCCGGGUCUGCGUCUGCGGACGAGCAUGAGAACGAGAGGGCCGAGGCGCGGGAUGCGAUGCCCGUGCUGCGGCCGCCGUCGCGGUUGGCGGGGGAGACGGCCGGUGGGGUGAGGAGGGCGGGGGGGCUCAGGGUCAGUAGGGUUGAGGGAAGGCUGUGGGAUGAGGAGGAAGGGCCUACGGCGCUGCCGAGGAUGAGUAAGAAGGGGGCGAGGAGUGGGAGUCGGGAGAGGGACAGGGGGAAGGGGUUGAGGUUGGGGGAGUUUGUGGGGGUGUGGGGAGGAAAGAAGGAGAAGGGGAGGGAGAGGUUCUAA
This is a messenger RNA of Coniosporium apollinis CBS 100218, 4401 nucleotides long. RefSeq lists its product as uncharacterized. The record is from RefSeq and is a predicted model, not a curated record. Bases 1 to 4401 code for a protein of 1466 amino acids. The transcript has 2 exons. Lineage: Eukaryota; Fungi; Ascomycota; Dothideomycetes. Gene Ontology annotation, biological process: regulation of GTPase activity.